CGAAUAGUUCCCAGCAGAAAGGUUCGCUUUUGUGACUUGUCGUCAUAUCUUUCUUGCUUCUGGACGUUUGCGCGAUUACUAUAUUCUUGAAGUUUGUUCGUGUGCUCGAAUUUGUUUCAAGAUGUUCAGAACUGCAGUGCGCCGGUUCGCUGCGACUGGAAUGCACUUUGCUGCAUACGAUGCUUCGAUCAUCAACGUUUCGAGGGCACAAGGCGUUGCACAAAGAGGCCUUUUAGAUGCAAUUGGCAAGACCCCUCUCAUAAAACUAAAGCGACUCUCUGAGGAGACCGGUUGCGAAGUGCUCGGAAAAGCCGAAUUCCAAAACCCCGGUGGCUCAGUCAAAGACCGCGCCGCGCUCUUCGUCGUCGAGCAUGCAGAGAAGCAGGGCCUCCUGAAGCCAGGCGGCACCGUCAUCGAGGGCACAGCCGGCAACACUGGCAUCGGACUCGCGCACGUCUGCCGCUCCAAGGGCUACAAACUCGUCAUCUACAUGCCGAACACACAAUCGCAGGGCAAGAUCGACUUGCUACGACUGCUCGGCGCAGAGGUGUAUCCCGUCCCUGCGGUUGCGUUCGAUAAUCCGGAGAACUACAACCACCAGGCGAAGAGGCAUGCCGACAGUCUCGAGAACGCGGUUUGGACGAAUCAGUUCGACAACACUGCGAACCGACAGGCCCACAUCGAGACGACGGGCCCGGAGAUCUGGGAGCAGACGAAUGGAAAGAUCGACGCUUUUACUUGUGCCACGGGCACGGGAGGCUCGCUUGCGGGAGUCACGCGGUAUCUGAAGGAGAAGUCGAACGGCCGCGUCAAGGCGUUCCUUGCGGACCCUCCCGGUUCGGUCCUGCACUCGUACAUCCAGAGUGGGGGUAAGCUCGCUGAGAGACAGGGCGGUUCUAUCACAGAAGGCAUUGGCCAGGGCAGAGUGACGGACAAUCUCAAGCCGGAUAUCGACCUCAUCGACGACUCGCUCCACAUCGCGGAUGAGAAGACCAUCGAGAUGGUGUACAGGUGCUUGGAUGAGGAGGGCUUAUACUUGGGGGCUAGUUCGAGCUUGAACGUCGUUGCUGCUAAGGAGGUUGCGGAGAAGCUUGGAAAGGGCCAUACCGUCGUGACGCUUCUCUGCGACGGUGCAUACCGUUACGCGGAUCGUUUAUUCUCGAAGAAUUGGCUGCAGGAGAAGAAGCUCAUCGAUUCGAUACCCGAGCAUUUGAAGAAGUACAUUGUCCUCCCAUAGAGGAACGGACUAGUUAAGAUAAAAAUACAAUACCAAUCUUCCAACAAGUGUAUUUCUAUAUUGUUGUAUCUACUAUGUCUAUAGAUUCGGCGACCCACUAACAAAUCCAUUGACCAC
Aaosphaeria arxii CBS 175.79 is the source of this 1354-nucleotide messenger RNA. RefSeq names its product pyridoxal phosphate-dependent enzyme, beta subunit. The record is from RefSeq and is a predicted model, not a curated record. Bases 122 to 1237 code for a protein of 371 amino acids. NCBI's taxonomy places the organism in Eukaryota, Fungi, Ascomycota, Dothideomycetes, Pleosporales. Gene Ontology annotation, molecular function: cysteine synthase activity. Gene Ontology annotation, cellular component: cytoplasm. The transcript has 2 exons.